AAAGCAUUCUGAAUCAGGAAGUGCUGGAGUUAACAUGGCUUCGAAAGGAGAGACCGAGAGUUUGAGCGAGGAGGUGAUUUGUCCGGUCUGUCUGGAUUUCUUCACCGAUCCGGUUAUACUGGAGUGUGGACACAACUUCUGUCGCUCUUGUAUCACACGGUGUUGGGAAAGGGAGGAGAGAAACUCCUGCCCGGAAUGUAGAGAGGAGUUUGCUGACCGCACCCUCAGGGUGAAUCGGGCCUUAGCAAAUCUGACACAAAAAGUUCGGAAUCUAAGCCUGAAUCGGAAAGGGAAGGAAAGUAAACGUCACUGCGAGGAACAUGAGGAAGAAUUGAAGCUGUUUUGUGAAACGGACAAGACACUGAUCUGUGUGAUCUGCAGAGACGCGCAGGAACACAGAGAGCACCGCUUCAGGCCGAUUAAAGAAGCUGUUAAAAUCUACAAGGAUCAGCUAAAAUCUUCCCUAGACUCUCUCACAAAAAAGGAAUCAGACUUCCAGGAAAAGGAGCAGCAACAGAAAGAGAAGAUUUCCGGAGUUCGGGAACAGUCACACAGCCUUCAGUCCCACGUCACAUCCCAGUUUGCUGAACUGCGCCAGAUUAUCACUGAGAAAGAGCAGAGCUUACUCAGGGAUCUCAGGGAAGAAGAGAAGAGGAUUCUCAACCCAAUGGAGAAAAAUCUUCUAGCACUUCAACAGAAUAUAAGGAUUAUUCAUGAGGAAGUCACUAAGUUAAAGGAACAGAUGGAUCAGAAAGAUGGUGUGAUAUUUCUCAAGGAGGAAGCUCGUCGGAACAGAAGGAUUAAUGACGAUGUCCAGGAAUUGUCAGUGACAGAUGAGACCCUACCGGUUGAAAAAUUCGAUCACCUCUAUUUGUUGAACACAGUGCUGAGAGAAAUGCUUGAUGCUAUUAAUCGAGUCUCUGUCACCCUGGAUGUGGAAACGGCGAGUCCGUGGCUCGAGGUGUCUGAGGAUCGGAAGAGUGUGAGAGGGACCGGGACCCGGAGGAAUCUCCCUGACACCGGGAAGAGAUUCACAUACUGGGCUUGUGUGCUGGGAUCGGAGGGAUUCACAUCGGGGAGACAUUACUGGGAGGUGGAGGUGACGGGGAUUCGGGUCUGGGGUCUGGGAGACGCCGCAGAAUCUGUGGAGAGGAAGGGAGGGGUCAGUCUGAGUCCGGAGACCGGAUUCUGGGUCAUCGGGCGGGAUUGUGACGUGUUACAGCGGGAUUGUGACGUGUUACAUCGGGAUUGUGACGUGUCCGGUCGCCCCUCCCCCGAGUCCCGUCUCGCUGCCCGUCCCAUCCCCGGGAGGGUGGGAGUUUAUCUCAGUUACGAGUCCGGGACAGUUUCAUUUUACAACGCGGAGACCAAGUCCCAUCUCCACACCUUCACUGGGAAUAAAUUCACGGGGAAACUUUAUCCUCUCUUCCGGACCUGGGGUGUGAACCAGUGGCUGAGAAUCUGCUCCGGUUCCGCUCCGGGUCUGUAAACGGGUCGGGUCCCGGGAUCGGCGUCAGGAGUAAAGUCCCUGUAAAUAUAAAUGUGCGGAGAGUGCAGCUAAAUACGUGGCUAAGGGGAUGGUGCAGGAGGGAGGGCUUCAUGUUUCUGGUCAAUUGGGCUUUGUUCCCGGGAAGGUGGGGCCUGUUCC
Molecule: messenger RNA, 1648 nt
Organism: Hypanus sabinus (Atlantic stingray)
Lineage: Eukaryota; Metazoa; Chordata; Chondrichthyes; Myliobatiformes; Dasyatidae
Product: zinc-binding protein A33-like
Exons: 6
Coding region: 35-1489 (484 amino acids)
Biological process (GO): protein ubiquitination
Molecular function (GO): protein binding; zinc ion binding; ubiquitin-protein transferase activity
Source: RefSeq, a predicted model, not a curated record